CGCAAAUCUGUCCUCUCCUGCUUGCCGUAGUAAAGCAAAAGUCAUCUGAAUGAAAAUGUCUUCCGUCAAACUGGUGUCGCUGUGCGCCGCGGCUCCUGGGUUAACAGUCCUGAUGAGCGGCUCAGCGAGCGAGGGGAAGAAGAAGAGCCCGCAGGCUGCUCUGAGCAUCAAUGAGUUGCCGUCUCUGUACACCAGACCUGAAUCGAAGCCUGUGGAGGUGAAGCCAGAGGUGGGGCAGCUGGAGCAGAGCGUCGCAUCGCUGAGGAAAUGGGCCGAGCCGUACACUGACCUGUGUCAGAACAAUGUCCAGGCUGCAGUGGAGAAAGCUGAGCUGGUCUACAGGACGGUGGAGCCGACCAUAAACGGAUCAGUAUCGACCAUCUCCGAAAUGUACCGGUUCCUCAGCGACCCUCCUCCGGACCUCUAUCCCAGCGUGGGGGUGGUUGGAUUCUCCGGCUUCCUGGGACUUUAUUUGGCCAAAGGCUCCAGGAUGAAGCGCUCGGUGUUUCCUGUGGGCCUCAUGGCCCUGACGGCCUCCAUGUUUUACCCCCGGCAGGCUGCCACCGUGCUGAAGGUGAGUCGAGACCAGGUGCUCAUCUGGACGCAGCAGGGCCGCGUUGCUAUGGAGACUCUUUGGAAAGAUCCUCCAUUCAGUAAGAAAAAGGUGGUGAAGCCCAAGAAGACAGAACCAGCAGAGAGCAGCGACACAAACAGCUGAGUUAAACACGCUGAGCAGCUCUUGUGGACCUCCUGGACCACCACAGAAACCUGUGUGAGCUUCUUAACACCAACUAGCUGCUGUGUUUAGUUUUAAUGGAGUCCACAGUCGGUCCUGAGCGCAGCCUUUUCCGAGAAGCAGCUGGGUCAUGAUGGGUUAAAUUUGCUUCUUGGAAACGGUUCUUCAAGGUCCUCUUCCUCUUUUCUCACCACUGCCUCACAUCUGCGACCUCAGCUCUUCAACAACGAAGGUCACAGUGUCCCAGAACACCUGUCUGGUGGGUCCCACAGCUACAUAUAAACAGUUUGGGGUCAGUUUGAUCACACCUCAUGUAGUUUAGUUGAUUAAACUACAUAAUUGGGGUUUUAUGAUAACGUUUCUGAGUUUAAAAAUAUAUUCCUAAGAUUCACAAAACCAGUUGACAGUUCAGGAACUUU
Messenger RNA from Girardinichthys multiradiatus, 1155 nucleotides. RefSeq names its product MICOS complex subunit MIC26-like. Gene Ontology annotation, biological process: cristae formation. Gene Ontology annotation, cellular component: MICOS complex. Bases 50 to 718 code for a protein of 222 amino acids. The transcript is spliced from 9 exons. The record is from RefSeq and is a predicted model, not a curated record. Lineage: Eukaryota; Metazoa; Chordata; Actinopteri; Cyprinodontiformes; Goodeidae.